UUUUUUUUCAAUUCACCCUUUAUCAUCGGGUUACGUACUGUAGCUAGCUAAUCGGCUAAUUGUAAUCGCUCAGUGUUCACGUCGUGGAGGUUAGUCAUUAGCUUCAUUAUACUAAUUGUUCCUUUCAUUCGCUCCGGCAUGCCAAGUUAACACGGACAGUAUUUCCAGUUGUCUUGUCGUUGAGAAACUACGCUUUGACAUCAUCAGUUCCUCAUGCCAGGUGAGCAAAGUGAGCAGCAGCUGUGCGUCGAGGUGUGUCAUAAUUUCAAUUUCCAUGGACAAGUUGUUUACUGCCCUCAAUAAAAAAUAAAGGAUAGAGGAAAACGGAGACCCAGAAGAACUGCCACAGAUGUAAUCGCUCGACAGCUAGCAGCCAUGUCCAUAGAGUACACCAUUGAUAUCCAGCUGACAGAGUUGGGAUUUCCAGACAUCCUGCAGUCGCAGGAGACUUCAGUGAUAGAGACACCGUGUCUUUCCACAUCAUCUGAUGACUCACUAUCACCCAGUCACUCUCACACUUCCUUUCCAAACGCACACAAAGAAAAACUGCUGGUCAGAGGCCAGCAAUCAGCUGCUGGUAAAGAAGCAGGUGCAGCAAAACAGACUUCACUCAAUGAACAAAACGCUAUGGUAUGUGCAUCAGCUCUGUCAGAGGCGGUACUAUGUAAACCUCCAGAUCCUUCGCAGAGUCUACAAGACAAACAAGCUGUCAAAGGCUCUGCACCUCCAGAAUCGUCAGAGCCCACAGAACAUGAUAUUGGCCCGGACGACAGGGACAGUCCGCUGCUGAUAACCCAACAGGAAGAUGAUGGAGAGGAAGCACAGGAGAAUUCAACAGAGGCACAGCAGGAUGUGGAGAGUGACUCGGAUGGCAGUGAUGUUUCAGAGGUGUACGAGGAAGAGGAGGUUGAUGAGGAAGAGGAGGAAGAGGAAGGGCCUAACAAUGAGUCAAGUCAUUCCGGCGACUACUGCUGCAAUGUCUGUGAUCUACAGCUAUCCUCCAAAUUCAAGCUCCAAGACCACAUGAACCUGCACACGGGGGCACGUCCGUACUGCUGUGCUGAGUGCGGGAAGCGCUUCUGUCAGAUUUACAACUACCGCGUCCACCUGCGCACACAUGCCCAGAAUAAAGUGGCACGUCUCCAGUGCCGCGUCUGUCUGAUGAGCUUUGCCUCACAAGAAGCCUUGAAAGACCACCUGUCAAGAACUCACUUCGAGGACCAGUUUUAUGAGUGUGACCUAUGCAAACGCGUGUUUACUUCCCUGAAGGCAUGCGAACAUCAUGUGCAGUUACACAAAUGUUUGCUGGGCGUUAAUUGUGAAGUAUGUGGCCGCAAUUUCACCUCUCCAAAAUCCCUCGCGCGCCACCGGAGGAGGACUUGCCAUCGCAAUUUUAAAUGCACAGACUGCACAAAGACCUUUACCAAGAAGAACGCUCUCCUAAAACACAGCUUCUCCCAUCUGGGUUUGUUGCCUUACACCUGCAUGCGAUGCCGCAGCCACUUCCGCCUGGCAAAACUUUACCGCCAACACAAGUGCGAGCCUCAACGCAUUCACUGUGUGGCGUGUCUAAGAGAAUUCCUCAGUCAGGAGGACUUCCAGCAACACAAAAAGGACACGGGCUGCUGGGGCAAUCAGGAACCUAAAGGAGAUGAGAUCCGAUGUUUGGAGUGCGGGCAGAGAUUUGACACCUCGGAAGAGCUGAAGAAACAUGCCGGGGCUCACCAGAGAGUGCUGAAAUGUGCCGAAUGUGGUAAGGGGUUUCGGUCGGCCUUGCUGCUAAUGUCCCACAUGGGCGGUCACGCCGGCAAGUCGCCUUGCCUUUGUCAGAGCUGCGGACUGGGCUUUCCUCACCAGCAGAACUACGACAGCCACCUUAAGAAGUGUGGACAAACACCUGCGAGUGCUCCCAAGAAACAGCAGACCUCAAAGAGUUCCUCAUCUGAGACAGAAAAGCUCAACACAAAGCCAGACUCAUCAAAUCCAGCAAGCACAGCCACAGUGCCUGCAGCACCUCUUAAGGACUCUGCUAGUCCAGGCCCUGUGACAGGGGGUGUAUCCAAAACGGGCUCUGGUCCAUCAGACGGGUUAUGGAAGUUAACCCUUGACAAACAGCCGCCGCCUGGUGUUAAACUUGUCCUGUUUUUCCCUGUCUGUCCAACUCAAACCAAUAGCCUGGCAGUCCCAUCUAUAAUCCCUCGGAAACUACCAGUUCCAGAUAUCCAAGUCAAGCAUCAAGCGGCUCGCCCACCUCUCUCAAGUCAUGAACACCAUAGAGUGAAGGCUGAGAGAGUGAAUGUCCCUCUGAAUUUGGUAACUGGGAUUAAACGAGAUCGAGAAUGCGACUCACCUCUGGACUUGUCUAAGAACUGUAACUCAUCUAAGUCAGCUAAGAGUGAUGUUCCUCAUCUUCCUAUUAAAAGUGAGCCAGAAGAAUUUGAAAUCUCAGGAGAGGCUAACGGCACUGAAAGACAUGAAUUAAAAAACUCUGACAGCAAAGCUAUUGUUAAAAAACUUAAAAAAGAGGCAGAUACAUAUACUAUCAUGAAGCAGGUGAAAAUUGAUAUUUCCCCUCUUAAUAAUAAUACGACAUCCUCUGGACUAAUAAUGGACAUUAAGAAAGAGCCUCAGUCUCCUGGUUCUGAUUUUGACGUGUAGCGGUCCAGAUCACGCCAGCCGACAGACCGGAGGCCAGAGAAAGAAAUGAAGAUGGAGGUUGAUGUUUCACACCCUGCCUGUGCUGAUAUGGAGAAAUGAAAUACAGUGAAGAAGAAAAGAGAAUAAAACUCCAUCUGCAAAUGACACACUUACUCUUUUGACCCGUACCUGUGACCACAAAAACAAAAAUGGAGGUGAUACUCUACAGCCAGAACGAUAUACUAACGAAUGAUGUAUAUAGUUCUGUCUAGGCAGUACAUCUACCAUUAUACCCUUAUAUGACAAAGCAGAUGUUUUCUACUUUUUCCACUUGCUCUUGAAGAAAUCUAGUGUUUCUAGCAGUUGUCUGUGUGAUUGUGGUUUAGAGUAAGAAAGAUUUGGGUUUUUCUGUAAUUUAAAGAGAACAUUCCAAGCUCUGGUACAUUAUGGCUUUUGUUUGAUUUGCAUUUUGGCUAAAGGUUGUUGUUUGGGCCAAUGGAGCAAAAUGGUACUGUAAUAGUUAUAAACUUUAUGCAAUAUCAUGCAGGAUUUUUCACUGCAUUAAAACUAUUCCUGAUUUCUACCCUUUACGUCCUUGUUAUUGUGUGGAGAAAUGAAAUUCUUUUCUAGCUAUAAUAUGUGUUAAGUUAAAUGAAAACACUGGAUUUCUAUAAUAAUGUGCAUAUUUGUUUAUAGCCACCUGAUCUUUUUAUAGUAUGUUAAAAAUGGAUGCAAAUCAUGAUACUGAUCCAUAACAUGACAUUCUGUAAACAUGUGAUUUACAUUUGGUGAAUCUUUACAGUCUGCAGGUAUAUGUUGAUGUUUUUUUUUAUAAAGGUUGCAAAAUUUGUUAUCGAUGCAAGCUCAGUAAAUAUCUUGUUGACAACA
Molecule: messenger RNA, 3525 nt
Organism: Thunnus maccoyii (southern bluefin tuna)
Lineage: Eukaryota; Metazoa; Chordata; Actinopteri; Scombriformes; Scombridae
Product: zinc finger protein 227
Exons: 4
Coding region: 376-2658 (760 amino acids)
Source: RefSeq, a predicted model, not a curated record